Choloepus didactylus (southern two-toed sloth) is the source of this 1983-nucleotide messenger RNA. RefSeq names its product serine protease 52-like. The transcript is spliced from 4 exons. The coding region runs from base 223 to 816 and encodes 197 amino acids. Lineage: Eukaryota; Metazoa; Chordata; Mammalia; Pilosa; Megalonychidae. The record is from RefSeq and is a predicted model, not a curated record. Gene Ontology annotation, molecular function: serine-type endopeptidase activity. Gene Ontology annotation, biological process: proteolysis.
AUCUUCAGGAAAAUCCUGCAGAUACCUAAAGGUCCUUCUGCGUCUCCUUUCUUCAUGUGUUUCUUAUAAGACCCGGCUUCCCAAGCUGCUGGCUACUCUCCUCUGAGAGCAUUCCAGGUUGCUAAUGUCCUACGUCAACCCUGAAGACCCAAACUGACUACAUUCAAGAGCUGCAGUCUGCAGAGAGUAACAUGUGGCCGAAGAAUACAAACCCAAUCUGUGAUGCCAGGAAUUUCCAAUAUCGUAGGCGGGGUUCCUACAGACAUUAGAGACUUCCCAUGGCAGGUGGCUAUUUUUGAAAAAGGGCAACAUCUCUGUGGAGGAUCUAUACUCAGUGAGUGGUGGAUUCUAUCUGCAUCUCAUUGCUUCUCAGAAAAAAAUGUAUCUGAUAUGGAGAUCAUAUAUGGUGAAGAAAACUUAAACAUCAACAACUUGACAAAGAUGAAAGUGGACAAGAUAAUUAUUCACCGUCAAUAUAACCCCUGGAUCUUGGAUAAUGAUAUAGCCCUGCUCUUGCUGGAAACCCCAUUAAUCUUUGAUUUCAAGAAAGCGCCCAUCUGCCUUUCAGCAGUCACCAACAUACACAGCUGGAGGAACUGCUGGGUAACUGGAUGGGGCAUUACUGUUCCAAUGUAUACUAAGAGUCCAGUGCUGCGGAAAGUUGACCUCACCCUGAUCCAAUGGAAAAAGUGUUCCCAUUACGUCUUCCUACUCACCAAGAACAUGCUGUGUGCUGGGAACACUGACAGUCUGAAGGAUGCCUGCCAGGUAACGGAGCUUGCCCUGUGCUUAUGUGGGGCUGCCACCAGGGGCUGACCAACAUUUCCAGAAUAGUUGGCUCCCCACUUCCUCUUCUGGAUGUUGGAUAAGAACAGAUGCUCUGUAACCAAUGGGAGGCCGGGAGUGGUUAAGGGUGUAGGUUCUGUAGUCAGAUCACCUAGCUUUCCUCCUGGCUCCUGUCCUUCUUGCCUGUGUGACCUACAAGUGACUUCCUAUGUGCUUAUGUCUGUUCUGAUUUCCUCCAUCUGUAAAAUGGGAGUAUUAGCAGUUCUUACCUUUUAGGGUUGGUGUGAGAGUUAAGUUAAUGCAUGCAAAGCACUUAGAACAGUACAGAGCAGUGUAAGGUAACAAGAUGUUACGUAUGUUAUUUUCUUCACCACCAUCCCUCACACCUGUUCAUUACUCUAUAGCAUACAAACUGCUUCCACAGAUACUUAAAAGGGCAGUGAAUUAGCUGUACGAGGCAGGCCUAUUUCAGGUGGAGAAACUGAGGAUCAGAGAAGCAAAAUGUCCUUGCUGAGGACAUACCAGUAAGUCAAGUACAGACCCGGGAUUCUAAUGAAGGCAUGCUGGCGUCUGGGGUGAGAACUAUCUUUUGGGCUCCAGCAGAAACGGGGAACCAAACCCAGCAAUCCAGCCGAGCCACACAUAGAUCUGCCUGGUUUGACAUCCACAAAAAUAAUAAUAACUGCCAUUGAUUAAGUGCCUGCCAUGGACCAGGAAGUGUGUUUAAUGCUUCACAGGUGUCAUUUCCUUCCAUUCACACAGCCCAGCUGUGGGAGAGGUACAAUUAUUAUCACCAUUUCAAACACCAAGGCUUAAACUGUUGAAGAAAAUUGUCAAAUUACUCAGCUAAAUAUUCACACUGUGAUUUGAACCAAGGUCUAUCUGAUUUUAGAAAUUUAACUGCUUAACUAUACUAUGGCUCUGCCUGAUAACUUUCACAUAGAUCCCUUAUCUACAGAGAAGUGAUUAUAGUUCUUCAUUUUAAAGAAAAGUCAUGUGACUUUCCAAUGACAUCAAGGAAUUUAGCAAAGAACCGUUUGGUUCAAAGUAAGUUGAUGAGCAUAGUAAUUUGGUAAAACAAUCUGGUAAAACAAAAUCAAAUAGCCCCUUAUCCUAGUUUUGCUGGUGUGGGUUUUUUUGUUUUGUAUUUGUAAUUCUGGCACAAAAUUGCUUUUUUCCAACUUUUUGUGUGCUGCU